Puma concolor (puma) is the source of this 405-nucleotide messenger RNA. The record is from RefSeq and is a predicted model, not a curated record. Lineage: Eukaryota; Metazoa; Chordata; Mammalia; Carnivora; Felidae.
AUGCCGCCCUCCAUCUCGGCCUUCCAGGCCGCCUACAUUGGCAUCGAGGUGCUCAUCGCCCUGGUCUCUGUGCCCGGGAACGUGCUGGUGAUCUGGGCAGUGAAGGUGAACCAGGCGCUGCGGGAUGCCACCUUCUGCUUCAUCGUAUCGCUGGCGGUGGCUGACGUGGCGGUGGGCGCUCUGGUCAUCCCACUAGCCAUCCUCAUCAACAUUGGGCCACGGACCUAUUUCCACACCUGCCUCAUGGUCGCCUGCCCUGUCCUCAUCCUCACCCAGAGCUCCAUCCUUGCCCUGCUGGCAAUUGCCGUGGACCGCUACCUCCGCGUCAAGAUCCCGCUCCGCCCUCACUCUGCCUUCCUGUCCUCUGCUCUACUGAGGGAGGCCGAGCUGCAGUGGAAGCCGUGA